AUGGUUGACCAACUCCGUGUCCUUCUAGUAGGAAACGGCGGCCGCGAGCACGCAAUCUCGUGGAAGCUCCUCCAAUCCCCACGAAUUGAGCACAUCUACGUCUGCCCUGGCAACGGCGGCACAGCAACCAUCGACUCCAAGGUCACAAACGUCACAACGGUCAAGGAGACCGAUUUCCCCGCCCUCGUCGCGUUCGCCAAAGAGAAGAACGUCAACUUCCUCAUCCCCGGUCCCGAGGCUCCCCUUGUCGCCGGCAUCGUAGACCACUUCGCGCAAUAUGCUCCCAGCAUCAAGGCUUUCGGGCCCAGCGAGGCCGCAGCCACAAUGGAAGGCAGCAAGACCUUCAGCAAAGACUUCAUGAAGCGCCACCGCAUCCCCACCGCCGCAUACGAAAACUUCUCCUCGUUCGACGCUGCGACAGCGUACCUGGACUCGAUCUCGCACAACGUCGUCAUCAAAGCCUCCGGGCUGGCGGCAGGAAAGGGUGUCAUCAUUCCCCAGACCAAGCAAGAAGCACACGAUGCGCUCAAAGACAUCAUGCUCACCAAGGAGUUCGGCACCGCAGGCGACGAAGUCGUGAUCGAGGAGUUCCUCACCGGCGACGAGCUCUCCAUCCUCACCUUCAGCGAUGGACACACGAUCAAGUCGCUCCCGCCCGCACAAGACCACAAACGCAUCUUCGACAACGAUCAAGGCCCCAACACCGGCGGCAUGGGUACCUACGCACCGACGCGCAUUGCACCCCCCGAGCUGCUUGCGCAGAUCGACAGGGACGUCCUGCAGCCUACCAUCGACGGUAUGAGGAACGAGGGCUUCACAUUCAGGGGCGUGCUAUUCACAGGGCUGAUGAUGACACCAAACGGUGCCAAGGUGCUGGAAUACAACGUCCGCUUCGGCGACCCUGAGACGCAAUCCUUGCUCUGCCUGAUGGAGGGCGACCUGGCCGAAGUCAUGGUUGCAUGCGCCGAGGGCCGACUCUCCGAAGUCGAUGUCAAGGUCUCGUCCAAAUCCGCCGCCACCGUCGUCGUAGCCGCCGGCGGAUACCCGGGCUCGUACGCAAAGGGCACGCCCAUGCAGCUCGAUGCUGUGCCCGCCGACACGGUGCUGUUCCACGCCGGCACCACCGUGACCGACGGCCAGCUGCGCACCUCUGGCGGCCGCGUCAUUGCGUCGACGGCUACAGCGCCCACGCUCGAGGAGGCGGUCGCGAAGGCGUACAAGGGCGUCGAGUGCAUACAUUUCGAGGGCAUGCAGUUCCGCAAGGACAUUGCCGGGCGCGCGUUGAAGAAGUAG
Messenger RNA from Ascochyta rabiei, 1293 nucleotides. RefSeq lists its product as uncharacterized. NCBI's taxonomy places the organism in Eukaryota, Fungi, Ascomycota, Dothideomycetes, Pleosporales, Didymellaceae. The coding region runs from base 1 to 1293 and encodes 430 amino acids. Gene Ontology annotation, biological process: purine nucleobase biosynthetic process. The transcript has a single exon. The record is from RefSeq and is a predicted model, not a curated record. Gene Ontology annotation, molecular function: ATP binding; phosphoribosylamine-glycine ligase activity; metal ion binding.